AUGGAUGCCAACAACACCAGUCCUGACAACUUAUUGCCGAGUAAUUUCUGGGGUAAGUACAUAUCAGUAUGUGACUUAUAAUUAUUUUCAUUUUUAUAUUCUCUCUGAAUUCUGUUUCUGUGAUACAAUUAUGUUGUCCAUUAGAUGAUGUCGUUCUAACGUGUUCAUUAUACAUUUUUGUUAUAAUAUUUUACAGUAUAUUUUGUAACAGGCAUAUCUGCAAACACGGUAAACCCUAAUAUUUUGCUAUCCCAUUUUCCCUGCCAAGUUUCAUUGAAUGCGUUCAACAUUUUAACAACCAUGAGAAAAACUAUACGCUAUUUAUUGUUGUUUUGCUUUGAGCCAAUUACUGACGAAAGAAUCAGCCAAUUAUUAAGAAAACUUUGUUGAGAGGUUUGACUAAGGAUUUUUGAUCAUUACAACGCUAAGUUCAGAAUUACUACCAGCCCUGGUUACAUUUUUCAAUACUAUAAAGAAGUUGUGUGUGUGUGUGUGUGUGUGUGUGUGUGUGUGUGUUUGCUUGGUUUUCUAGACUGGGGCAAGUUUUUCCACGUUCCUGGGCUUACUGGCAUCAUUACUAUUAUUCUACUAGAUCAACAUGGAACAUCCAUUUCUUUUUCAAACCCCAGGAUAUGGAAAAAGCACAGCCCCUCCCCUGUGUCAAUAGCAUCAGGCAUUCCAGCUACUUUAGCAUGAACUGUGAAACGGGAACAGCCUGCCCUGUUUUCCCUUGACAUAAGUCUAUUUAAGUGUCAAGUGAGAUGAUGUCAAGAAACAUGGGCAGUGUGCUUCCACCAUAAACUGUUAAAUGAUGCUCCUAUCCCACAGAGACAUUUGUUUGGGGCCCUUAUCUUUGUGAAUUUCUCACUUCUCUGGUAGCUGCCUCCUUGAGGAUAGUGUUUCCCUUAUGCAGAUUCUCCUUCAUUUUGGGAGAGGAGCCCCCCCCAUCCCCAGCAUCACAUAUCCUUCAGGGAUCUGGACAGGCCCGAUUUAGGUUUGAUGAGGCCCUAAGUUACUGAAGUUAAUGGGGCCCUUUGUAUGUCCAGCUGUCCUUUGUCAACAAAAAAUUGCAGCUGGUUUUUUGUGUUAAAUAUAUGCUAUAUGGCAGUCAUGUCCAACCAGUCGAUCACGAUUUACUGGUCGAUCACGGGGUGUCUGUGGUCACUCGCAGUCAAUCUGGUGAUCCUGAUCGAUCCCCCCCCAAAAAAACUCCUCAAAGAAAGCUCAACAACUUUGGUCAAUCCAAUGGUAGAUCACUGCCAGUAUUUUUAUAGUGGGAGUAGAUUGUAGUCUCUUGGGAGUUGGACAUGCCUGUUUUAUGGAAAUUUAUGGACCUAAUAGGUAUCUAAAGCCAUUUGCACGCUGUCAGGUGCUGGUGGUGGUUGCUCGUGAGUAACCAGGCAGGACUCCGUCCUAUCUUUUACAGGUUUUAUUGGUGCAAACUAUUUACAGUGCAGAACCACUGUCCGCCUUAGUCACUUGCAGAUUCUGGGAGUGGCCCCUUCCAGCUUCUCCCCCAACAUAAGAACUUAGACACCCUAAAUCUCCGCCUCCCCUCCUUACGUUUCACCCCUCUGCGCAGGCUGGGUGAUGGAAACGGCAUGUCUGCUUCCUGGAUAGCUGGGCUUGGGCUCUCAGUAGCAUCUUUGAGCCCUCCCCUUGCUUGGCUGCCCCCUCCCCCACCCCUGCUCCACUGGAGGUGUGGCUUUCGCCACCAUUGGAAGAGGCACUGAUCCCCAGAAGUGUCUGAAGCUCUCUGUAUCCCCCCUGGCUCCCUCCUCUGUUCUGAUGGCAGUUCCCUGACACACAUGCAGAAUGUAGGCACCCUAUACAGUGGUACCUUGGUUUACAACCAUAAUCUGUUCUGGAGGUCCGUUUGUAAACCAAAACAGGUUGUAACCCAAGGCACGCUUUCACCAAUGGGGCCUUCCCCCACCAAAAAAGGGUCGUAAUCCAAAAAAAGGUUGCAAACUGGGACACACACUUCCAGAUUUGACGUGUUUGUAAUCCAAAAUGUAUGCAAACUAAGACGUAUGCCAACCAAGGUACCACUGUACAUAGAAAUGAGCAAACCAGUGAUAUUUUAGGGAGCAGGCUAGCAGGCAGGGAUAUUUACAUCAUAGGAGCCUACACAACACAAAACACUGUUGCUGUAUGUAGGUUUUAUUUUAUUUGUUUUUUAUCUUAUAUUUUAGAAAUGUACAUCAUUUUUUUUCUUUAAUUUUUUUGGGGUCCCCCAAGAGAGUGGGGCCCUAAGCUAAAGCUUGCUUAGCUUAUACAUAAACCCAGCACUGGAUCUGGAGCAGUUUGAGAAUUACUGUCCUAAAGGCAUGGGGGUUUUGAGAUCAGAGGUAUCAACAGCAACUGUGAUUAUCCUAGGUUCGAGGAGGAACAUAGAUUCAGUCAGUAUGAUACCCAGAGAGGCAUAGAACCCAAACUUUUAGAGAGUUGGACUAGGACCUGGGAGACAAGGGUUCAAAUCCUCACCUGGUCAUGAAAUCCACUGGGUAACUUUGAGCCUGUCUCUGUCCAUCAGCCCAACCUACCUCACGGGGUUGCUGUGCAUAUAAAAUGGAGAGUGGGAAAAAUGUGUUUGCAGAGGUGGAUUUAGGGGAGCGCAACUAGUUUGCCUGGACUGGGCACUGAGUCAAGAGGGGGAUGCCACAAUAAGAAAAGGAAGGUGAGAGGCAGGGGUGGGGAACUUAUUUUGGCAUUGCACAGGGAAUCACUGAAAUUUGAAAGCCCCAGGUCCUUCACUGGUAUAUGCACUUCUCACUUCUCUCUAUUCUGCAUUCAAGAUAUUCUCGACUAGGGUAGAGGCUUGUUAGAAGUAGAGCCACACACCCUUUCUGGAAACACUUUGGAAAAUACCAUGAGGGACUCUCUGCUGAGGGUCUGUAGGGAAGGAGGCAAUCUUGCAGAUAUUUGGGACCUAAAUCAGUUUUUGGGCUUGAGCUAACCCUUAAUUUCCCUGGGAACAAAACAUGCAUCUGGGACCUUUAAAGAGGGAUGAACUCAGUAACGGAGUGAUAGAGUCCAGAGCAAUUUACCCACCUGAACAAUUAGGAGUUUUGUCAAUUUCUAAAGGGUAAAGUGUAGGGACGUGGGUGGCACUGUGGGUUAAACCACAGAGCCUAGGACUUGCCGAUCAGAAGGUUGGCGGUUCAAAUCCCCGCGAUGGGGUGAGCUCCUGUUGCUCGGUCCCUGCUCCUGCCAACCUAGCAGUUCGAAAGCACGUCAAAGUGCAAGUAGAUAAAUAGGUACCGCUCUGGCGGGAAGGUAAACGGUGUUUCCGUGCGCUGCUCUGGUUCGCCAGAAGCAGCUUAGUCAUGCUGGCCACAUGCCCUGUCUGCUGACAAACGCCAGCUCCCUUGGCCAGUAAAGUGAGAUGAGCGCCGCAAUCCCAGCGUCAGUUAUGACUGGACCUAAUGGUUAGGGGUCCCUUUACCUUUACCUUUAAAGGGUAAAGUAGUUACCCAUUAUUUUUAUUUUUGGUGACAAAAGUAGCAGUCAAAAUGUAGUGGGAGGAAUACUGUGCCAUAUUCAUAAUACUAAUAAAAGAAAUCCACCCGUCAUUCACAUUGCUACUGAAACCAGCAUAUUGUAAAUGUGCUGGAAAUAUUUGUUCACAUAUGGCAGGAAAAGGAAGUUGGAGUUCAAUGUAUAAUGUUAAAAUAAACAAAUUCACAGCCUUUCUUUUCAGCUACAUCUUUCCCAGUCACAAAGCCAAAGUUUUGUUGACCAAAUUUUUAAUGCAUUCUGCAAAUGUUACAGGAUAUUUUGCUGAUUGCAAUGUCUGCUGAAUUUCCGUUUUUUGUAAGGAACACCUGAAGCAACUUGGCUCCACAUCAGGCAUCAGGCUUGCCAACUUUGCAAAAGCCAUGCUGAUUGGUGGGUAACCAACAACUACAGGAAACUGAAAUGUCCACCUCAUAUAAUUUUGAAUAUGAACAAAAGUCAUAAAUCAAGCCCCACCUAGGUCGGGGUGAUGUUAUUGUCCCCUCUUACUGUCUAAUUGCCUUCUGGAAUCAUAAUUAUUAUUAUUAUCUGCUAUAUUGCAUAUGGCCACUUAUUCUUUAUGUGGGGGAUAAGAAAGGGUAACAUUACAGAAAUGGCUUAUGACCACUUCAGUACUAUAGAAACAUCGGUAAUAAAGGUAGGUAACUACCUCAUGACAUAAUUAGCUUAUUUUAAAAAUAAUUCUGCUGUAAUGAUUCAGGUUUCAAAUGGUUAAGUGCCUUAUUUUGAGUAUCUACUGAAACUCUAAGAAAGUAGCUUUUCAUCUCUGACAAUUUCAGUAACAGCUGUUUACUGACAACAUUUAUCUUAAUCUUCUUCCAUCAUGGAGCUCAAUGUGUUUUUUCUUGUACAGUUGUGGUAGAAGUGUUUUCAAGUGCUGUGAAUAUUCAAUUAUGCUUGUGAUUUCGCAUGUAGUGGGGAAAGAGGGAUGCCAUGUUUAUGGCUGAUCCAGAACAUAUUCCCAGAAUGCACUGGGCUAGCUGUAGUGUAGUCCAACCCAGGAAUUACAGGAGGAAGACAAGGGGAAAAGCAAGUUCAGGGAACAAGAUUACCAUUUUGCAUCUGCACGUAACUGUUAAGCAGGCAAGCGAGGAAGUGUAAAAUAAGCCUGCGCAUUUAGUCAACAGCCUGAGGAGUUCAGGAUCUCAGACAUUUCCCUGAAUUGUCAGACCUUGACCUGCUUAGCUUCAGCAGGGUGGCUGCACGAGCCCUUAGACCCAGCGGCGGAGGAAACUGCUUGGGCGUCUAGGGUGGCGUGCCCAGGGGUGGGGCAAGUUGCCCAUAGGAGCAGGGUGCACCGCGGGGCCUCCAGAGUCUGCCUGCCUCCUCCCACUCAGUUGCCCUACAGCUGGAGGGGAGGCAGAAGGUGGUCCGUUUGGGCAGUGCGGAGCCUGCGCACGCCCAAGCCACCGUAUCUCUCCCAGAAGAGACGGGUGUGCUGCAGGCCCCGCAGUGAGUGCUGCCCGGCAUUUUGUCACCUCCCUCAGUGGUGACACCCAGGUCAGACCGCACCCACCGCACCCCCCUUCCUCCACCGCCCCUGCUUAGACCAUGUCCUGGGACCUAACAUGUCUUUCUGUGCCUAACAUCAUAGCAGAGCAGCAAACUAUAUAAUAGUCAGUUUCUUGUACCUUUAAUACUUUUUUAGGACGGGGGAAUGUAGCUUGCCAUGUUACAGAGCCGCAGCAGCAUAAGAAGGAGGAGAGAAUACCUUCUGAAACUUCCCCAUGGGAGCUGAAAUGAUUGGAGCAUUGCCAUCAACUGUGGACCCAAAACAGGCAGUACUUAUCUGGCCAGCCAGUUUUUGUGGCUCUGAGAGCAGCGUGGUGUGCGGGAAUCACAGGGCAAGUUUUUAAUGGCAACAAUUAGCAUCAGCUAAUAUCAAGCUGUUGCUGGAAGGCACAGGAAAGAAACUGGUCACAAAGACUUUUCCUGGUGCAAAGUUGACAUUUGGUAGUAAUGAUUGUGGUGGAUUACCAUGGGGAAGUAUAUUUUGGAAAUAAUACAUAUCACCUUCCUACAACAGCUGUAAACCGAACUGGCCAAAUAUUUCUAAAGAAAUAUAUCAACACAUACACAUCCAAGCCUAGAUAUGAAAAAGAAAUGAGCGGAAAUUCAAAUAUAUCCAGAAGAACCAAAGAGAAAUUUACAGUCAAAGUCAUAAAUGCCUUCUUUAUUGAGAUUGCCAAUUUUGUUUCAACAGUUUUUGUAGCUACUUUCACAAGGAAACCUUGUGAAAUAAAUUGUUAUGUAAGAGUGGACAUGUAAGGGUUCAAAAUCCUACUAAAUGUGUUAAACUUCUGGUAAUAUUUCUCCCCUUAUUCUCUUUUUAAUGGAUGUGUGGAUUGGCGGGGGGGGGGGAGUGUUGGGCUGUGAAACUGAUAUAUUCAUUUAUGUAGUUUUCCAGCAGAGGGCAAUAUACUUACACUAUAUGGAUAUAUUGAUCAUUCUAAGGAAAAAUUGCAGAGUCUGUUGUUGUUGUUGUUAUAAAAAGAUACAACAAUAUUAUUUUGGUUCUAUUUUCUGCAACAGAUGGCUAGCUUACUCUCUGCCACCUGAUCUAGAGAUGUAUGAAAUUCCACUCCUGAUAAAUUUUGCCACACUUAUUCAAAUGAUUUAGCUUUCCUGGAAAUUCUUCACAUCAAAGGCAAAAUUUAUUUACCUCAACUGUUAAUUGAAGGCAUGUUUUAAAUGGCAAUAUUGUUCUUUUAACUGAAGGGCUUGUUCAACAGAACAGUCUACUUUCUUACUGAGUACAAACUUGAUGUGUGUGGGGAAUGCCACUGCAACUGGACACAUUCUCAAAGGGAGGACUGAUUUUUAUUUAUUUCAUAUUUUAUGUAUUUCAUACAAUUUAUUUACCACUUGAUUACAGAAAAAGCCACAAAGCAUUUUUUAAUUGCUUUUAAAAAAAGAUUAGCCUUUACAAAACAAAUGAAGGCAAAUUUUCUACUUGUUUAAGGACAGAGAUACAUUCAAAAUAAUAUAGUUUAUGAAUAUAGAAGUUUGUGAACACACUGACCUUAUUUUCUUAAUUGAUAAAUAAUGUGAAAACUGACCACUAAAUUAUGCAAAAUUGCAGUGUGAUAAAUCUUGUACUCUGGUCUAUCUCAGUCAGCAGUCUUGAACACACUUCAAAAGUCCAUUCGAUUUAGGAUUUACGGCUCAGUCAACAUGCUUAGGAUUGCAUUGUAUAUGAGAAGUACAAGCUCCCUUGAUGCACAAAAUAAAGCUUUUAUCCUCCCACACAUUUUAGUAGAUAUGUUGUAUUUUUUUCCAUUGGAAUAGAUGGCCCUCAGGGUCCGUUCCAACUCUACAGUUAUAUGAUUCCAUGAAAUAUUCACCCCAUUUUACUUCUUUUGUUUUAGAUCAUAUGAUAAUAGCAUUUUCCGUUUCUAUGGUCAUUGGACUUGUGAUCGGAGGCGUAAUCUGGGCUUUGCUGGCUUGCCUGUCUAGUCGCAGAGCCAGUGCCCAUAUUUCCCAGUGGAGCACCUCAUCCUCUAGCCGGCGUCCCAGAGCUUCUCGUGGAUCUUCUGCCAGCAGGCCAGGAUUUUAUCGCAACAGCAGCUGCGAACGCCGCAGUAACCUCAGCUUGGCCAGCCUGACCUUCCAAAGGCAAGCUUCCUUGGAGCAGGCCAACUCCUUCCCAAGGAAAUCAAGCUUCCGAGCCUCAACGUUUCAUCCCUUCUUGCAGAGCCCCCCGCUUCCUGUAGAAACGGAAAGUCAGUUGAUUACGUUGGUACCAGCCACCACCACCACCGCCACACUUACUGGCACCACCACCAACAGCCUAUCUCGUCCCGAGUUCCACUGGUCCAAUAAUAGUCUUCGUGUCUCCAACUCAACACAAACACCACCUCCUGCUUACGACUCUAUCAUAAAGGCUUUCCCAGACUCUUGA
Messenger RNA from Podarcis lilfordi (Lilford's wall lizard), 7420 nucleotides. NCBI's taxonomy places the organism in Eukaryota, Metazoa, Chordata, Lepidosauria, Squamata, Lacertidae. The record is from the annotation of a GenBank genome assembly.